Molecule: messenger RNA, 405 nt
Organism: Anoplopoma fimbria (sablefish)
Lineage: Eukaryota; Metazoa; Chordata; Actinopteri; Perciformes; Anoplopomatidae
Product: transcobalamin-1-like
Exons: 4
Coding region: 1-405 (134 amino acids)
Biological process (GO): cobalamin transport
Molecular function (GO): cobalamin binding
Source: RefSeq, a predicted model, not a curated record
AUGAUGAAGGUCCUUGCUCUCCUCUCUGCAGCCCUGCUGCUACUGCUGCUUCCUGGGACUCUAACUCAAACAAGUGAACCGAUUCCCAUUGAGGUGGUGGUGGUGGUGGAGAACAACAAACCUGUGACCUUCAGCACCCAUGUGGCGUACAGAGGGAUACUGCUGGGUGCUCUGAACACACUCAUGACCUCCAAUGCAAACUUUAAGUUCACCUACUCAGAGGAUAAAAACUACGGUCCGUACCUGGAGAGCGUGAACGGAGUGGCUGGGAAUCAUAAUGACCACACAUACUGGGAGCUGCUGGUCAAGACUGCAGACGGCGAAAUCAAAAGACCUGACGUCGGUAUUGGAUGUUACAUUCCCAGUGCAAAUGAGCAAAUCAUCCUGAAAUUCACAAAGUGGUGA